Molecule: messenger RNA, 2933 nt
Organism: Salvia hispanica
Lineage: Eukaryota; Viridiplantae; Streptophyta; Magnoliopsida; Lamiales; Lamiaceae
Source: RefSeq, a predicted model, not a curated record
CAGAAACUAACUGGAAUUGGAGAAAAAUAUGUCCACAUUUCAAAUUUGUUAAAAAAUUAAAUAAUUAAAUUGCAGUGAGCUCCGGCGAUUCACCGUUAUCCGGCGAACUUGUGAAAAUCCGGUUCAUUUAUCGAACCGCAUCGCCCGCCGUUUACGAAGCGCCAGCUUCACACGAGUAAGCAUUUUGGUGGAGAAUUCAUCUUUCGCAGCGUUUAAUGACCAGAGCUGAAUUGUUCUUUAGUAAAAGGAUAAUGUAUUGGGAGAUUUAAUUGCCAAAGAUACAUUUCCAUAGAAUGGCACCAUGGAAGGUCUAAGUGGAAGGGGUUGCUUUCAAAUUGAUGGCGAUAUUGAUAUCCCUGAAGAUGACGGAUUGAUAAUCAUUGCAGAAGAUAGAGAAUCCCCUGACAAUUGGCCAGACGUAGUGGAUAUACAUUCCUACCACACUUUAGAUCGUAACUUUGUUCUUGCUGGUGAACAGGUCCGAUUAUUAAUAUGUUUGUCUCCAAAUAAGCGUGGUUCAGACACUUUUAGGCCUUCAGAGAAUGUGGUUGGACAAAGGUCCUCAAGAGAAAAUGAAAAGUUUGUAGGAGGUACGAAUUCAGUUUCGCAUUCACAGUAUGCAAGCACUGAGAAGCCGAAAGAUAAAAAUGGUGAAGCUAGAGAGAAUCCUCAUUCACAAAAGAAUGCCUCAACUGGUGAAUCCAUGCCUGAAAAUGAUGAUCAGAGGAAACACACUGAUCAGUUGUUACAAAGAUUUAAAGAUUCUCAUUUUUUUGCUCGAAUUGCGGAGUCAAAUGAACCUCUUUGGUCUGAAAGGAGUGCACAAGAAGCAUGUUUCAAGUUAAUGGAGACUUGUAAAGAAAAGUUGAUAGGAGAUUCUUCAGAUACUGCACAGACUCUGAAGGACAAGAAUCCUACUACGAGUGUUGUGAUUGACAGAGGAGAAUUGCAUUCCCCCACAUCUGGGGGAGUUGCCCGGGGUGCUGCCAAGUGUUGCUCCCUUCCAAAUGGAGAGAUAGUGGUGAUUUUACAGGUAAAGGUUGGGGUUGAGUUUAUGUCGGAUCCGGUCAUCGAAAUACUUCAGCUCGACAAAUAUCAUGAAAGAAAAUCAUUUUUUGAGACUCAGCAAGUUCAACCUUCUUUUAAUAAAGAUCCUUAUAAAGAAUUGCUAAAUUGGUUGCUUCCUGUGAAUAAUGCUCGUCGAUCUUCUGCUCGUCCUUUAUCUCCCGAGUCGAAUUCCAGUCCCUGCCCAAGCAUGCGGAACUCAACCUCAAAACGCUCAGUGUCUGUAUCUUCUGCCUCAGAGCUUUUUUCUUUUGGUCAUGCUAGGAGUUAUUCUAUGUCCUCACUUCAGCUGAAUAAGGGACUACCAGAAGCUGUGACGAAAACCAGUGCUAGAUCAAGCUCUGUCCAAGAAGAUCAGUAUCAGUAUUCAUUUAGGAGUUUUAAUGAUAUUGAGAAUAGUGGACAUGAAAAGCUACUAUCUUUCCGUGGUGUGCCAUUAGUGCCCGAAAGAUUUUCCAUUCAGUGUGGUCUGGAAGGGCUUUUUACUCCUGGAAGAAGGUGGAGGAGGAAAUUUGACUUGAUACAGCCGCUGGAAAUUCAUUCCUUUUGUGUUGAUUGUAACACAAAUGAUCUUCUUUGUGUUAAUGUAAAGAAUGUUUCUCCUGCAUAUGCCCCAGAUGUAGUGGUGUUCAUAGAUUCGAUAAUGGUGGUUUUUGAUAAGGUCUCAAGUAGCGGACCACCAUUACCUUUACCGGUUACUUGCACUGAAUCUGGGAAUGACUACAGUUUACCGAAUUUAGCACUAAGGAGAGGUGAAGAGCACUCUUUUAUUCUCAAACCAGUAACAAUGUUAUGGAAGGAUCCAAAAGUUCAGACCCAUAGUAAUUUGAGACGGCGUCGCACAUCAACUCGAGCUGCUAAAUCGUGUCCGCUCCCCUUAUUCAAUACUGAGUGGAAAUAUAGCGAAGCACCUGCUGUUCAAUAUGCAGUUCUUGUAUCAUGUCGAUGCAACUAUACUGAUUCAAAGCUGUUCUUUCGGCAUCCAGUCAACUGGAAGCCUCAUUUUGCAAGAGAUCUCUUGAUCUCUGUUGCAUCUGAUACGUCGAGCCGAACAGUUGCAUCUCAUGGAACUCAUCUACCAGUUCAGGCUGUAUCUGUUCAAGCAUCGAAUAUGACGCUUGAUGAUCUGACAUUGACAAUCAUGACUCCAGCACCAGCACCAGCACCAUCAAAAUCACAUUUGAGUUCAUUUCCAAAUCAGGUUAAGGUCACAAAAGACAGACCACGAGCAGAUUCUAUUAGUAACCAACUUGCGCCCUUAUUUGAUGUGACUCCGAGCAGUGAUCUGAGCUGCACGCACUUGUGUAUGCAGACUAGAGUUCCACUAGGAUGCGUUCCUUCUCAAUCCACCGUGGCCGUCAAUCUUGAAUUACUCCCUAUGACAGAUGGAAUAAUAACUCUUGAUUGCCUACAAAUCGGUGUUAAGGAGAAAGGCUGUGCAUAUAAGCCAAAUCACGCGUUGAAGAUUGUUGCAGCUUCAUCCGCUCCUCUGUUAUAACGUAAGAUUAACUAAGUUUGUUUGUGCUGCUAUUGUGGUGCUGGUCUCUUAACUGCCGUUGUUGCACUCGCGAUCUCGACUCAAUGUACGAGCUGAUUUGAACUAACCGGCAUAAAUAAUUAGUACUAGCAAAACCCUUUUCUUCAGUCGAGUGGUUUAUACAGUAUCAAGCGACACUUGGUAUGAAUGUUUUAGAUCUAAGUCAGUGUGUGCUCUAAAAGUUCAGCAUUUCUUUCAAUAUUAACAUAGUCACAAUGUGUAAAUUUGAUGUAAUGCACAUGGAAUGGGAUGAUUUGCAAUAUUUCCUUAUAACUGGGGGAAUGCUUUGCAAUAUUUCAAUUAGAGGUCAAGAUGAUGAAGAGAUUUGUGA